Molecule: messenger RNA, 4755 nt
Organism: Chanos chanos (milkfish)
Lineage: Eukaryota; Metazoa; Chordata; Actinopteri; Gonorynchiformes; Chanidae
Gene: kif21a
Product: kinesin family member 21A
Exons: 34
Biological process (GO): mitotic spindle organization; spindle elongation; microtubule-based movement
Cellular component (GO): microtubule associated complex
Molecular function (GO): microtubule binding; microtubule motor activity; ATP binding
Source: RefSeq, a predicted model, not a curated record
CUCAGGAUUCGUCCCCAGUUGCCACGGGAGAAGAUCGAAGGAUGUCACAUCUGUACAUUCGUGACCCCUAGUGAGCCUCAGGUCAUUCUGGGAAAGGACAAGGCCUUCACGUUUGACUAUGUGUUCGACAUGGAAACGCAGCAGGACAACAUCUACUCUAACUGCACAGAGAAGCUGAUUGAAGGCUGUUUUGAGGGCUAUAAUGCCACUGUGUUUGCCUAUGGACAGACGGGCUCAGGGAAGACGUAUACGAUGGGCACGGGCUUUGACAUGAACAUACUGGACGACGAGCUGGGCAUCAUCCCGCGGGCCGUCAGUCACCUCUUUAAGGGCAUCGAGCAGAGGAGGCAGGCUGCCACAGAGCAGGGUCGCCCCGUCCCAGAGUUUAAGAUCAACGCCCAGUUUCUGGAGUUAUAUAAUGAGGAGGUCCUGGAUCUGUUUGACUCCACGCGGGAUAUGGAGUCGAGAAAGCAGAAGUCUCAUAUUAAGAUCCAUGAAGAUGCCACCGGGGGAAUCUACACUGUGGGAGUCACCACACGGACUGUGUCUUCUGAGGCUGAGAUGAUGCAGUGCCUGAAGCUGGGUGCCCUCUCACGUACGACAGCCAGCACUCAGAUGAACGUCCAGAGCUCCCGUUCUCAUGCCAUCUUCACCAUCCACCUGUGCCAAGUCCGCAUCUGCGCCAAAGACAAUGACAUAGAAACAGACAACCGUCUGGCAAACGACUCCGCAGAUUUGGAUGAGUUUGAGACGCUGACGGCCAAAUUUCAUUUUGUGGACCUUGCUGGGUCUGAGCGCCUGAAGAGGACUGGUGCCACUGGAGACAGAGCCAAAGAAGGCAUCUCCAUCAACUGUGGACUGUUGGCGUUGGGGAAUGUCAUUAGCGCUCUGGGAGACAGAAGCAAACGGUCAACGCACGUGCCUUAUAGAGAUUCCAAACUUACCCGUCUUCUUCAGGACUCACUGGGUGGGAACAGCCAAACAGUGAUGAUAGCGUGUAUCAGUCCAUCAGACCGUGAUUUCAUGGAGACUCUGAACACGCUGAAGUACGCUAACAGAGCACGAAACAUCAAGAACAAAGUGGUGGUGAACCAGGACAAGGCCAGUCAACAGAUCAGCGCUCUGAGGACAGAAAUCGCUCGCCUGCAGAUGGAACUCAUGGAGUACAGAACGGGGAAGCGUAUGAUAGGAGAAGAUGGUAUGGAGAGCAUUAAUGACAUGUAUCAUGAGAACACGAUGCUUCAGACGGAGAAUAAUAACCUGCGUGUGCGGGUCAAAGCCAUGCAGGAAACCAUUGAUGCCCUAAGAGCUCGACUCACACAGCUACUGAGUGACCAGGCCAGCCAGGCCCUCUCCAGAGCUGGUGAAGGCAGUGAGGAGAUUGGGAAUAUGAUCCAAAACUACAUCAAAGAGAUUGAAGACCUCAGGGCCAAACUCCUGGAGAGUGAGGCUGUGAAUGAGAACCUGAGGAAGAACCUGUCUCGUGCCUCCAGCCGUUCUUCGUUCUACCCAGGCUCCGGAACCUUCUCUCCCGCCCUGCUGGGUCCCGGCCCGGACAAGGAGACCUCCGACAUCAUCGAGAUCGCCAAGAAAGACCUGGAGAAGCUGAAGAGAAGAGAGAAGAAGAAAAAGAAAAGACUCCAGCAGUUGCUGGAGGAGAGGCGAGAGGAGGAGGAGGAGGAGAUGGAGGUGGAGGAAGACAGCGUUGCCAAGGAAGAGGUCCCUGACAACGAGCCAGAGAAAGGGACAGAGAAGGAACAGUCUGAAGCAGCCAAUGAGGAGACAGAAAUGGAGGCACAAGAGGGCAGCGAGCGUGAGGACGGCGAGGAAGAGGAUGAGGAGGAAGAGGAGGAGGAGGAGGACGCUGAGGAUAGUUCUGAUGACUCUGACUCAGAGCUGGAUGAGAAAGAGAACUUCCAGGCGGAUCUGGCCAAUAUCACAUGUGAGAUUGCCAUAAAGCAGAAGCUCAUAGAUGAGUUGGAGAACAGCCAGAGACGUCUCCACACCCUCAAACAGCAGUAUGAGCAGAAACUCAUGAUGCUGCAGAGGAAGAUCAAAGACACGCAGCUGGAGAGAGACCGCGUGCUUCACAACAUGGGCUCUAUGGAGUCAUGCACAGAGGAUAAGACUAAGAAGAUUAAAGCUGAGUAUGAGAAGAAGCUGAGCAUGAUGAAUAAAGAACUGCACAAGCUCCAGGCUGCCCAGAGAGAACACGCCCGCCUCUUGAAGAACCAAUCGCAGUAUGAGAAACAGCUCAAGAAACUCCAACAGGAAGUGGUGGAGAUGAAGAAAACCAAAGUGCGUCUGAUGAAGCAGAUGAAGGAGCAGCAGGAAAGGAACCGACAGGCGGAGUCACGCAGGAACCGGGAGAUCGCCACGCUCAAGAAAGACCAGCGCAAACAGGAGCAUCAGCUGAAGUUACUGGAGGCUCAGAAGAGACAGCAGGAGCUCAUUCUCCGCAGGAAGACUGAGGAGGUCACAGCUCUGAGGAGGCAGGUCAGACCCAUGUCUGGAAAGGUCAGUCGAAAGGUCAGCCUGCCAGAGCCUCUCCAAGAUUCUGCACACCGCCCUCCUUCAGGCCGAACACAGUCUGGGUCCACUGCUACCAACGGAACCAGACUGUACCACCGUAGGUCGGCGGGGGUGUACUCCACCAGGGUGGCUCGGGGAAAAUGGCAGAGUCUCGAACGCCGCAUCUCUGAUGUCAUAAUGCAACGCAUGACCAUCUCUAACAUGGAGAACGACAUGAACCGCCUACUGAAGCAACGGGAGGAGCUGACUCGACGUCGUGACAAGGUGACGAAGAAGAGGGAUAAGAUGUUGGCAGAGGGUCCGGAGGCAGAGAAAGCGGUCCAGUCCCUGAACGAGGAGCUCGAGUCCCUGCUUGCCAACAUCGACUACAUUAACGAUAGCAUAGCCGACUGUCAGGCCAACAUCAUGCAGAUGGAGGAGGCUAAGGAGGAAGGAGAUGCAGUGGAGGUUUCUGCAGUAGUCGGCGCCUGCACCCUGUCAGAGGCUCGCUUCCUGCUGGAUCACUUCAUGUCUAUGGCAAUUAAUAAGGGUCUGCAGGCAGCUCAGAAGGAAUCUCAGAUCAAGGUGUUAGAGGGUCGUCUGAAGCAGACGGAGAUCAACAGUGCCACUCAGAACCAGCUGCUCUUCCACAUGCUGAAGGAGAAAGCUGAAUUUAACCCAGAGCUGGAUGCUCUGCUAGGAAACGCACUGCAAGAGUUAGGUAACAUGCCUUUAGAAAAUGGAGAUGACAGCAGUAGUGAUGAAUCAACCCAGAGUCCCACUGCAGAGGGAAACACCCUGGCCUCUGACCUAAUGAAGCUGUGUGGGGAAACCAAAACCAGGAGCAAGGCCCGCAGGAGGACCACCACCCAGAUGGAGUUACUCUACGCCAACAGCUGUGACUCCGGCCCAGACACGCCCACUGGAGAUUUCCCCGCCCCUCUCCACCCUAUGACUGAGACUCCAGAAGGGGGUGGAGAGUCAGAAUCUUCGGGAAUGUCAGUCAGAGACAGGGACUUUGUGGCCCCUCCCACUGGCUUGUCUUCCAAAAUGGGUAGCAUCUCUGGCUCCAGGCCUCCGCCCGGGGCGGAAAAGAGAGUUCCAGAACCAUCCCCUCUCACCCGCAGGAAGACCUAUGACAAGGGACAAGCGGCGGCCGACAGGGUUAGGAUCGCGGAGAUCAAACAAGGUGUGAUAAACCCUGUACCAGUGUCUAAGAGCAGUCGUGGGGGGGCGCUGCAGUGUGUCCAUGUGGCAGAGGGACACAGUAAAGCAGUACUGUGUGUGGACUCUACUGAUGACCUCCUGUUCACCGGAUCCAAAGACCGGACCUGUAAGGUGUGGAAUCUGGUGACUGGGCAGGAGAUCAUGUCUCUGGCCGGGCAUCCGAACAACGUCGUGUCGGUACGCUACAGCUCCAGCCUGGUCUUCACCGUCUCCACCUCCUACAUUAAAGUGUGGGACAUCCGCGAUUCGGCGAAGUGCAUCCGCACUCUCACGUCUUCGGGUCAGGUGUCGCCCGGUGACAUUUGCGCAGCCAGCACUAGCCGAUCCAUGACCAUCCCGGCCGGAGAGAACCAGAUCAACCAGAUAGCUCUGAACCCAGCGGGUACUGUUCUCUACGCUGCGGCUGGAAACUCUGUACGGAUGUGGGACCUGAGGAGGUUUGCAUCCACAGGGAAGCUGACAGGUCAUCUUGGUCCAGUCAUGUGUUUGACAGUGGAUCGGAGCGGUGUCGGCCAGGAUCUAGUUUUCACAGGCUCCAAGGAUCAUUACAUCAAGAUGUUUGACGUGACAGAGGGGGCACUGGGCAGCAUUGUUCCCACUCAUAACUUUGAGCCUCCGCACUAUGAUGGCAUUGAGUCUCUGGUGGUACAGGGAGACUGCCUGUUCAGUGGCUCCAGAGACAACGGCAUCAAGAAAUGGGACCUGUCCCGUCAAGACCUGCUGCAGCAGGUGCCCAAUGCCCACCGUGACUGGGUGUGUGCUCUGGGCAUAGUGCCCGGUUCAGCUGCCCUGCUCAGUGGCUGUCGGGGUGGCGUGCUCAAACUCUGGCACACGGACACGCUCUCAUCACUUGGAGAACUCAGAGGGCACGAAAGCCCAAUCAACGCCAUCUCUACCAACAACUCUCAGCUGUUUACAGCCUCAGAUGACCGGACAGUGAAGAUCUGGCGUGCGAAAGGGGGACUAGACAGCACUAUAGACGCGGCUGACAACGCCGACGAAGUCGCCAGCAACUGA